This is a messenger RNA of Homarus americanus (American lobster), 3208 nucleotides long. RefSeq names its product E3 ubiquitin-protein ligase RFWD3-like. The record is from RefSeq and is a predicted model, not a curated record. Gene Ontology annotation, cellular component: nucleus. Gene Ontology annotation, molecular function: ubiquitin protein ligase activity; protein binding. The transcript is spliced from 6 exons. Gene Ontology annotation, biological process: protein ubiquitination; interstrand cross-link repair. The coding region runs from base 124 to 2325 and encodes 733 amino acids. Lineage: Eukaryota; Metazoa; Arthropoda; Malacostraca; Decapoda; Nephropidae.
GUAAACAAGAGUGAAGGAGAAGCCGCGGGAACUGAUACACAACCUGGCCUCUGAUGACUUGGUCUUGCUCUAACUAAUUCUGGCAACUAAUAUAACUCAUUUUUAGACUGAUGCAGUAGAGAGAUGGCAAGACAAGCGCCCUGGACUCACAACAACAUGAACAUUGACGUGAUCGAUAUUGCGUCCGAUAACGUGAACAUUGACUUGGUCGAUAUUGGGUCCGAUAACGUGAACAUUGACUUGGUCGAUAUUGGGUCCGAUAACGUGAACAUUGACUUGGUCGAUAUUGGGUCCGAUAGUACUGACGAGGUGGAGAGCGAAGAUGUGGAAUCCAUCGCUACAGACUUGUCAACAGAUCUGAACAAUGAAGGUGGUAACAGUAAUAGUGGAGGAGACGUCGGGGAACGCCAACGAGAACAAAAUGAAGAAGAGUCAAGCCUAAGUCCAAUACUGGGAGAACGGAGAACACAAGACAGCAGCAUCGGCCUACACAUAGGGGCGGAAGCCAGAGGCAGCCGGGGAGCGAUGAGUUUGGUGAUCAUCGAUGAUGAUUCUGAGAGUCCGUCUGAGGAACAAAGCAUGAGCUUUGAGCUGAUCCGUACCCCACCUGACCUCCGGAUAGAGAUGCCAGAGGAACCACCAGAUAUCUCAUCCGCUCACCCUAGCCAGUCAACAGCCCCCUCCCUAGAGCCACAGUUGGCCGGUCCAGCACAAGUUCAGGAGACCAACGUGGCUUCAGCUGAGGCUAGACAACCACAGGAACCUCCUCCAGCUAGUGAACCAAAUAUCCAAGCUGGACCAUCGCACCAGGUGACUCCAGAGAAAGCCAAACCAGCUCCUUCACCACAGUCAGAUGAAGACGGUCAGAUCUGUCCGAUAUGUUUUGAACCGUGGAGCAACUCGGGGGACCACCACCUCUCAUCUCUUAAGUGUGGACAUUUGUUUGGGUAUUCGUGUAUUGAUCGAUGGGUUAAGGGUAAAGGGGCGAGAUGCCCUCAGUGUAAUGGUAAAGCCAUGAAGAAAGACAUUAGGGUGUUGUAUGCGAACGCUCUCACAGCGCUGGAUACAUCGGAGAGAGAUAGGGUGAUGAAGGACUUACAAGCUGAGAGAAAGUUAAGGAAGAAGUUAGAGUUUGAACACACGAAAACAAAACUGUCGUUCAAUCUCCAAAUGCAAGAGUUGACAAAACUUCACGAAGAAUUAAGAUUGUUGAAGAACACUACGGCUCUUAACAGUUGCUCUAUGGGGGUGACUCUAUCUCAGAGUGGUGGAGGAAAUUCUCAGAGAGAAAUGAGAUUGGUUAUGCAUUCUAUUUUUGAGAUCAGCAAGGAUGGCGGGUGUCGGGUGAUGGUGUUUAACGAUUGGCUCAAAAUGCUGUUGCUGUCGAUGCCGAGUCAGGUGGCAAUGUUUCCCGGAUAUGGCGUCAAGAAGUUAAAUAUGACCGACAUGAAGACCGACAGGUUUGUGCCUCUCCAUCAAAAGCAGAUCAGGGACUUGGCCUUUAAUCCAGCAAAAAAUGAUUUGCUUCUUUCUGUUGGGAUGGACAAAAAGGUCAAACUAACAAACAUGUCGAGUAACGCUCUCGUGGUCUCAUACACUGCAGAAUCUCCUCUGUGGUGUUGUUGCUGGAACACCGACGACGCUAAUCAAUUUUACGUCGGCACGGCAAGGGGCCGCGUGGUGCAGUACGACACUCGCAACACAGCGGGUCCUCAUAGAACUAUAACAGUGGUUGGCCUCGGCCCGGUAGUCUCCAUGUGUUAUGUGUCCAGUAAAAGUAACGCUAAUUGUAACUUUAACACUCCGGGACUGAUCGUGGCGAGGCUACAGUCCUGUUACUUCGUGGAGUUGAAGGACGACACAACACGAGAUCACCAGCUGCCGCUCGAGGGCCCGUUUACUUCUGUCUCGCUGGAAGAAAAGACCAAGCACAUUUUAGUGUCGUGUCGGCCUUGUCAAAAAUAUCCUCACGCACGGCAUUUAUUUUGCGCCCUUGAGAAAGUCAAUUCCAUUAAUGAUGAUGGUUUCAUGAGUCAUAGUUUCACAGCAAAUAUAGUGUUUGAACUUCGGGGUGGCACAACUCAGAGGGUCCUCUCUCGCUCGUGCAUAAUUUCCAGUCCAGACGGAGAUAAUAUAGCCUGUGCCGGCGAUGAGUCCACCCAGAGCACGUGUUUGUGGGACCUGUCUAGCGGUAAGCCUGUACAGCAACUUAAAGGUAUGGACACAGUUAUAGAUAUUCUCCCAGUUAAAAGUCAUGAAAAUGUUUACUUAAGUUUACUAACGGAGAAAACUGUAAAAUUUUAUAUGUGGGCUGAUCAAUUGUAGAGUAAACAGAGUACCUAUAUACUGUACAGUAUUAGAGAGGAUCCCAUCCCUUACAAUGGUCUUCUUAUAAGUGUAUAUGUAUUUAAUAUACAGUACAGUCGAUCAAUAACUAUCUAUUCUUGGGGGGUUGAUUAAUUCCAGAAUGAACACUGUGACUCCUGUUGUCUCGGUAGGGUUGUCAAAAUCCUUCAUCCGUUGUGUCAUAUUUUUCAACACAACUUUGUAAGGAUAGUUUUUGAUCAACUGUACAGUAAAUUUCACAGUAAUUUAUAAGAUGUCUUCUUUCUUACUUUCUUUUAUUGUGAAAUACAUCAGUAAGUAAAGUGUAAAGAAAAAUAUUUACAAACUUUUACAAUACCCUUAAUUGUAUAUACAGGGUGUCUAAAAAAACAAACAAAAUUAUGCACACUGCCACACAGAUUUUCAGGGAGAUUGGAUAAAUCCUUCCAUCACAACAGCAACAUUUUCUUCACAUGUGGGAGACCUCACACAUCAACAAGUGAGGACACUGUUACCAAUGCAAACAUUCACAAAAAUCUGUCGAGCAUUGUGUGUAUUACAUUUUUCCGAGACCCACUGUGGUACUGUACAGUAUACGUAUGUCUGUAAUGUCUCAGAAUUUACAAUGUUUGGGACCAAAGCUGAUUGUGCAAGAGUGAAGUUUGUAGUCAACUGUACCCUCCCUCCUCCAGUCAACUGUACCUUCCUUCCUCCAGUCAACUGUACCCUACCUCCUCCAUAAAUUAUAGUUUGGCAGCAGGAAGAUUUAUUUUUCAUUUCCUUGUACAGUGGUCCCUCGGUUAAUGAACACAAUUCGUUCCAGAAAGUUGUUCGUUAACCGAAACCAUUGUUUCAAUGGGAUUUUGGGUAAUUGGUUCCAGUU